UGGUGCAUGAGCCAGGCUUUUUCAAGAAAUGCUUCAUACUGCAGAACACAAGAUGAUGAAUAUCGUUUGGAAGUUACAACUCCUUUGCAGAGGGUUGACUUGUUCAUGGGCCAGUUCAACAGUGUCCUGUUAAAUUCGAUAUCUGUCUUCACCAAAGGGAACCUUACUGUUGCUAAUCUGGGAACUUCGGAGGGCCGCUUCAUGCAGAUAGUGGUUUCCCGUUCAGAACCCACAGCUCCACAUGUCAGCUUUCAGUUAGACUCUCAUCCCGUCUCUUCACAAGUUAUUGUCGAGAAUUCAUUAGCAGAUGAUGGCUAUACCCUGGUAGUGACUGGGAAAAAGAUAACACGGAUCCCGCUGAGGGGACCAGGCUGCCACCACUUCCAGUCCUGCAGCCAGUGCCUGCUGGCCCCUGCCUUCAUGCAGUGUGGCUGGUGCAGCCAGCAGUGUGUCCGCUCCACCGACUGCCCUGGCCACACCUGGACCCAGGAGACCUGCUUGCCUAGGGUAUAUGAGAUUUUCCCGAGCAGUGCUCCCUUAGAAGGUGGAACAAAACUGACACUGUGUGGAUGGGACUUUGGAUUCAGCAAAAAUAAUAGAUUUGAAUUAAAAAAUACAGUAGUCCAUAUUGGAGGAAAAGUUUGUGCUCUGGCAGCAAAAUUUAGCAACAAAAACAAGCUGGAAUGCACAGUUCCUGCUGCAAAAAAUCCAAGUUUUAAUAUAUCCAGUAGUGUUUCUGUUGGACAUGGCAAAACACUAUUCAAUACAUUUUCAUACGUGAAUCCUGUAAUAACAAGUAUCUCUCCCACCUAUGGCCCCAAAUCUGGAGGAACAUUGCUAACUGUAGCUGGAAAAUACCUAAACAGUGGAAAAUCCAGAAGGAUUUUUGUUGGUGAGAAACCAUGCACCUUGAAAAGUGUAUCAGCAAGCACUGUGGAGUGCUACACUCCAGCACAGCAAAUUCCCCAGGAAUAUCGUGUGAGGAUGGGAAUCGAUGAAGCUAUUCGAGAUGCGAGCGGUCAUUUCACGUACAGAGGAGACCCUGUUGUUUUAAAAAUUCAUCCAGCCAAAUCUUUUCUUAGUGGUGGAAGUACCAUCACAGCUCAGGGAAUCAACUUGAACUCAGUGUGUUUUCCUGAGAUGGUGAUUACUGUACCUAAACUUGGAAUGAACUUCUCUGUGGCAUGUAGCCACCGCUCUAGCUCAGAGAUAAUCUGCUGUAAAACUCCUUCACUGAAAGCCUUCAAUCUCCAACCACCCUUUGUAACCGCAGUGUUCUUUGUUUUUGAUGGUGUCAGCUCUUUGUACUUUGAUUUUGAUUAUGUAAAUAAUCCUGUAUUUAAGCAUUUUGAAAAGCCAGUGUUCAUCUCAAGAGGCAACCAAAACGUUCUGGAAAUUAAGGGAAAUUAUAUUGAUUCAGAAGCUGUUAAAGGAGAGGUGCUAAAAGUUGGAAAUAAAAGCUGCGAAAACCUUCUCCUGCAGUCGGAAUCAAUUCUAUGUACGGUUCCCAGUGAUCUCUUGAAAUCCAACGGCGAGCUAAAUAUAGAGUGGAAGCAAGAAGUUUUGUCAACAGUUAUUGGAAAAGUGCUGAUCCGACAAGAUCAGAAUUUCACGGGACUAAUUGCUGGAGUUAUUUCAACAUCAGUUUUAAUUUUUAUCUUUUUGGUAUUUUUCCUCUGGAGAAGGAAGAAGAAACAAAUUAAAGAUCUGGGAAGUGACCUAGUGCGCUAUGAUGGCCGAGUGCACACGCCUCACCUGGACAGGCUGGUGAGUGCGAGGAGUGUAAGCCCAACGGCAGAAAUGGUUUCAAGUGAAUCUGUAGACUACAGAUCAACUUUCCUAGAAGAUCAGUUUCCAAGCAUGUCUCAGAAUGGAUCAUGCAGACCUGCCCAGGAUCCUCACUCUGACCUCUCCCCAAUUAUGUCUAGUGGAGACUCAGAUUUAGCAAGUCCACUUCUCCAAACUAAUGUCCAUAUUGACAUCAGUGCCUUAAAUCCUGAUCUGGUCAAAGAAGUGCAGCAUGUGGUUAUUGGUGCUGACAGCCUGAUUGUGCACUUCAGUGAAGUGAUAGGAAGAGGACAUUUUGGGUGUGUAUAUCAUGGGACAUUGCUGGAUAACGAUGGCAGGAAAAUACAUUGUGCAGUGAAGUCGCUGAAUAGGAUUACAGACCUGGAAGAAGUAGCUCAGUUUCUGAAAGAAGGAAUAAUCAUGAAAGAUUUCACUCAUCCCAAUGUUCUGUCGCUCCUGGGAAUCUGUUUGCCCACUGAGGGAUCCCCCUUAGUCGUUCUUCCAUACAUGAAACACGGAGAUCUUCGAAACUUCAUUAGGAAUGAGACUCAUAACCCAACAGUAAAAGAUUUAAUUGGAUUUGGCCUUCAGGUCACAAAAGGGAUGAAAUACCUUGCAAGCAAAAAGUUUGUCCAUAGAGACUUGGCAGCAAGAAACUGUAUGUUGGAUGAAAAAUUCACUGUCAAGGUUGCUGAUUUUGGUCUUGCUAGAGAUGUCUAUGAUAAAGAAUACUACAGCGUGCACAAUAAAACAGGAGCUAAACUGCCAGUGAAAUGGAUGGCUUUAGAAAGUUUACAAACUCAGAAGUUCACAACGAAGUCAGAUGUGUGGUCCUUUGGCGUGUUGUUAUGGGAACUUAUGACAAGAGGGGCACCACCUUAUCCUGAUGUAAAUUCUUUUGAUAUAACUGUUUACUUAUUACAAGGAAGAAGGCUGCUACAACCUGAAUACUGUCCCGACCCACUGUAUGAAGUCAUGCUGAAGUGCUGGCAUCCAAAACCUGAGAUGCGUCCAGCAUUUUCUGAACUUGUUUCAAAAAUAUCAACAAUCUUCUCCACUUUUAUUGGGGAACACUACGUCCAUGUCAACGCUACUUAUGUCAACGUGAAGUGCGUUGCUCCCUAUCCUUCUCUUUUAUCAUCACAAGACAACACAGACAUGGAUGUUAACACAUGACGGGUGUGCCUGAAAUAGAGGAAAAUCCAUUCUUAG
Molecule: messenger RNA, 3000 nt
Organism: Antrostomus carolinensis (chuck-will's-widow)
Lineage: Eukaryota; Metazoa; Chordata; Aves; Caprimulgiformes; Caprimulgidae
Gene: MET
Product: MET proto-oncogene, receptor tyrosine kinase
Exons: 20
Coding region: 7-2964 (985 amino acids)
Biological process (GO): protein phosphorylation; positive regulation of kinase activity; liver development
Cellular component (GO): signaling receptor complex; basal plasma membrane; plasma membrane
Molecular function (GO): hepatocyte growth factor receptor activity; protein binding; ATP binding
Source: RefSeq, a predicted model, not a curated record